Salarias fasciatus (jewelled blenny) is the source of this 2231-nucleotide messenger RNA. RefSeq names its product transmembrane protein 106C-like. The record is from RefSeq and is a predicted model, not a curated record. Bases 344 to 1165 code for a protein of 273 amino acids. The transcript is spliced from 7 exons. Lineage: Eukaryota; Metazoa; Chordata; Actinopteri; Blenniiformes; Blenniidae.
UGAAGGCAGCACAACGUGAAGCUCCAGUCGGCGGUGACAGCGGGAGAGAAGCGUCGCCGCGUCCGGGACAAACCCUCCGCUCAGUCCGGGUACAACCCGGGUACACUCCGUGUGGAAGGUGCUUAAAGUUCGUGGUAUUAAUAUCAGUGUAGCUACAAGCGGCUCCAGCCACGUGGAGGUCUCCCCACUGGAUACCUGUUGGACGGCGGUGUUUGCGGAGCGGCUAGCCCCGUGAGGUGUUAGCCGCCGCCCCGGUGUCCCGGUCUGGUCCCGGUCCAUGGCUCCCGCUCGCCCGCCUGUGAGCGGCCACUAGCUGACACUUCCUUCCUUCCUUCCACCCGCCAUGGGGGCGCGGUGGUCCCGCAGCGACAGCAACCUGUCGCUGCUCCCGGGCCGGCGCGGCGCGGACCGGGGGACGGAGGACAGAGACUCCGAUAACGAGUCCCUGGACGGGCUGGUCCGGAGGGAGGACAUCGCCCAGUUCCCGUACGUGGAGUUCACCGGCAGGGACAGCAUCACGUGUCCGACGUGCCAGGGCACGGGCCGGAUCCCGUCAGGUCAAGUGAACGAGCUGGUGGCUCUGAUCCCGUACAGUGACCAGAGACUGCAGCCUCAGAGAACGAAGCUGUACGUGGUCCUGUCGGUGGUGCUCUGCCUGCUGGCCUCCUCCCUGGUGGCCUUCUUCCUCUUCCCUCGAGCCGUGGUGGUGGUGGACGACGGGGUCCGCUCCGUCACGGUGCGCUUCGACCGCUCCAACAAGAGGGUCCAGAUGAACAUGACGAGCGUGAUCAACUUCACCAACCCCAACUUCUUCUCGGUGCUGGUGGACAGCGUGACCUGCCAGGUGCUCUACAUGAAGACGGUGGUCGGCGCGCGGCAGCUGGACAACGUCACCAGCAUCCUGCCGCUCGGCCAGCGCCAGGUGAACUACACUGUGAGCGUGGAGAUCGGCAGCAGCGCCCCCUACGUCUAUGAGUUCUGCACCAUGCCCAGCAUCAAGGUGCACAACAUCGUGGUCUUCAUGCAGACCUCGGUGAAGACCUCCUACAUGGUGAGGACGUCCCAGAACAGCCUGGAGGCGUACCGCUACAUCGACUGCGGCUCCAACAGCACGUACCGGGCGGCGGCCCAACACGGACUCUUCUCCUCGCCGGACGCCCCGUGAGGGCGGCGGUGGCGGCGAACACCGAAGACGUCUGAGUCUCUGAGCUUUUACACUGAACUCUAGAGCGAACACACGGCAGCAGAGUGUGAGUUCUAACAGGCAGGAAUCAUCUACUGGCUUUUUACACCCAGACCGUCACCAUAAGACACGCCCACUCCAGGUCUGGGGUUCGAUUCCUGAUGCGGGUUCACUUUACUCUCUGAGGAUAGAGUCGCGGGAUCAGGAUUAACUUCAGGUUGUGGCUUCGUGAGACGGCUUGUUUUCAGGGAUUAGAGGUGGAAAGCUUGGCUGAUGUGAUCGUUUGUUGGAUUUGAAGUCAGGAUUAGGGAUUAGAGAGAUUCCAGCUCUUUGCUUCAGCGAGUCGUGUUGUGAUUAGAGUUCUGGGUUCGUCACUGCAGGUAAUCGGUUAGACUGAGGUUUGGGCGGGUGGGAUUAAAUUCUUUAUAUUAAAGAAGAUUUCAGGUAAAAAAGUGGAUGACGGUUUAGUUGAUUGGGGAUUAGGGGGUAGUUAGGGAUAAGGGGUAUUUAGUAGGGGUUUGGACAAAAUGGUUUGUUUUGGGUUCUGGUCCAUCCUGAUACUGGAGGAUUGAUUCUGGUUCUUCAGAGCCGUCGGGGUCGUUUCUCCAUCAGACUCAAAGUUCCCAACUCUCCUCGUUUUUUUUUUCUUUUUGCACCUUGAAAGUUUUUUUUCUUUCUUGUCUUGAGUUAGAAACUAGAACAUUUAGUUUUUAAAUGACUUGAAAAGUCAUUUCUUGGUACUUCGUCUCCUCACACUGUUCCUCUAAGCUCACCUGCAAACUGGAGCCAAUGUUCUCACUUUGUAUUGGAUCAGGGAAAAACGGUUCUCUCCUCCUGUUAAGGGCUUUAACCUCCGAGUCUUUCACUGUACCCAACGGUCCGGACGCUUCUGGAAACUGAGCUGUAAGACUUGAUUUGAAGGAGCAGCUGCUGCAGCUGGUUGUUUUAUCCAAAGCACUUAUUUUCAAGCUUGAUUCUGUUUCUGAAAGUGAAUUAAAGGGAUUGAAAAUAAAAGGAAAAUAAAACCCCAAUGCUUGUUUUUUGUUGU